Didymella exigua CBS 183.55 is the source of this 1406-nucleotide messenger RNA. RefSeq lists its product as uncharacterized. Gene Ontology annotation, cellular component: kinetochore; Mis6-Sim4 complex. The record is from RefSeq and is a predicted model, not a curated record. NCBI's taxonomy places the organism in Eukaryota, Fungi, Ascomycota, Dothideomycetes, Pleosporales, Didymellaceae. The transcript has a single exon. The coding region runs from base 43 to 930 and encodes 295 amino acids.
UUGCUUGUGUUUGUGACAACACCAGACACUGGUUCGGCGACAAUGGAGUCUGUCGAGCAGCUGGACUCCGAAAUCAGCGACCUACACGUCCGCAUAGCGACUCUGAAAGCACACCGCGCCAAUCUAUCCUCGGUCCUCCUCUCACAGCCAAAUCUCGCAGCACGCCUUGGGAACGAUGCGACCGCAAAGCGUCUGAUCGACCAACAGUCGAAACGGAAUCUCGAAAAUACAUAUCGCGCAUGCGUAGGCGUGACUGCGUAUAGAGUCAAAGACCCAGACCCACAUGCCGUAAACAAUGGCGAUGUUCUAGGACUGAGCAUUGAGGUGCCUAUCGACGGUGGGUUCGUUGAUACCUACCAUGUUCUCCUCACAGUUGAAGAUCACGACACCUCGAAAAGCCUGCGAAUCCACAAACACACAAUACCGUCGUGUAUCCCAUUGCAGCGAUUAGCGAACAAGUGGUUACCGCAAGCCGCGAGGGAUGCAGACAGUGAAAAGCAUCCAGGUCAGGACCUUGUUAAGUUCGGGCGAGCGCUGCGGCGAGAGCUGGUCAGUUGGCACAUGCGCCUCGAGACGGUGCAAGAUUUGAGGAGCCAGGCAAAGCUCCCGGGUCUACAGGCGGAAGACGGUGGUGAAGAAGUUGUCAUCUCUGGCGGCAGGGUGCUGAACGCAUUUGUGAGCGACGACAGCUCGGACGCCGAGGAAGACGAUGGAAAUGGUCCCGUCCGUAUAUUGGAUAUGGAAGCAGAUGCCGCUGUGGGACAAGUGACAAUAACAUGGUCAGACGGACGCACGGCAGUACUUGUAGUCACCAAGGACGGCAGGGUCGAGAAAGCUAUCUGCAGAGCAAGAGGAGGAAGUCGCGAUGCUGUGUCCAGCACGAAAGCCGUAGGGCCUCUCAGUGGACUGCUACGCAGGCUAUCAUCGUGAGUAUGUCUUGGUUUGAGGGUUUCACAGCAGGCGUUAGAGACAGGCUACGAUACCCAGUUUUUGAGCGGACAAUGCAAUCCUUCUGCAUGGAUUCUACACCAUGCAUGAGACGAUCCGGAUGUGGAGCUUGAUAGCAACACAGCUGCAAGCCGUCGAGCCAAUAAGGUACUCACAGCGCCGGUCUCGGUCUUUCAUCGUCACGAGGUCUGACUUAAUGAGCACCAUCUCGAUCAGCCUUCGUCAUACCCAAGGCUUCACGAAAAUUUACUCAGUUCUCGUGGAGACUCACAGCUUUGUAAACGUUGGACUAGACCGUGAGCACUUUGUAAGACUCACCUGAUCCGAGUUGCCGAGAAGCCACGAGUCCACGGCAGCCGCGCCCUCCACCUCGUCGGACCCCCAAAACGUCAACUGCCUAACGAAAGCCGUGCAAGCGUGGAAGCAGAGCGGCGAGAGAUGCCGCAAGCAGACGAGCA